Molecule: messenger RNA, 1739 nt
Organism: Astyanax mexicanus (Mexican tetra)
Lineage: Eukaryota; Metazoa; Chordata; Actinopteri; Characiformes; Acestrorhamphidae
Product: zinc finger protein 239-like
Exons: 1
Coding region: 253-1224 (323 amino acids)
Biological process (GO): regulation of transcription by RNA polymerase II
Cellular component (GO): nucleus
Molecular function (GO): RNA polymerase II transcription regulatory region sequence-specific DNA binding; DNA-binding transcription factor activity, RNA polymerase II-specific
Source: RefSeq, a predicted model, not a curated record
CAGAUUAAAGGGUAACAUCACUCACUUAGAAUGACUUAGAAUCUCUUUAGUUAAUUGACCUGCUUUUAUUUUAAUAUUCAAUGGCAUUUUUCUUUGUGUUUUCCAGAAAUUAAAAUAUUUUCCUGAAAUUCAUCACCAACAACCAGGAUAUUUAACUAAGAGCAAAGUUAAACUGCUGAAAGAGGUAAAGCAGAAGCCUUCCUGAAGAAUCUCCAGAACACGCAGAAAUUGUUUGCUACAUUUAAAAGACAAAUGAAGCCAAGUCCCGACAUGGAGAAACAUCAGCACUCUGUCAAGAGUUUUACUAAACAGAGUGAUCUCAAAAAACACCAGCACAUUCACACAGGAGAGAAACCGUAUCACUGCUCAGACUGUGGGGGGAGUUUUACUCAACAGAGGAAUCUCAAAAAACACCAGCGCAUUCACACAGGAGAGAGACCGUAUCACUGCUCAGACUGUGGGAAGAGUUUUACUCAACAGAGGAAUCUCAAAAUACACCAGCGCAUUCACACAGGAGAGAAACCGUAUCACUGCUCAGACUGUGGGAAGAGUUUUAAUCGACAGAGUCAUCUCCAACAACACCAGCGCAUUCACACAGGAGAGAAACCGUAUCACUGCUCAGACUGUGGGAAGAGUUUUAAUCAACAGAGUAAUCUCAAAAGUCACCAGCGCAUUCACACAGGAGAGAAACCAUAUCACUGCUCAGACUGUGGGAAGAGUUUUACUGAACAGAGUGCUCUCAAAAUACACCAGCGCAUUCACACAGGAGAGAAACCGUAUCACUGCUCGGACUGUGGGAAGAGUUUUACUGAACAGAGUGCUCUCAAAAUACACCAGCGCAUUCACACAGGAGAGAAACCGCAUCACUGCUCGGACUGUGGGAAGAGUUUUACUGAACAGAGUGCUCUCAAAAAACACCAGCGCAUUCACACAGGAGAGAAACUGUAUCACUGCUCAGACUGUGGGAAGAGUUUUAAUCAACAGAGUAAUCUCAAAAUACACCAGCGCAUUCACACAGGAGAGAAACCGUAUCACUGUUCAGACUGUGGGAAGAGUUUUACUAAACAGAGUAAUCUCAAAAGUCACCAGCGCAUUCACACAGGAGAGAAACCGUAUCACUGCUCAGACUGUGGGAAGAGUUUUAAUCAACAGAGUCAUCUCAAAAAACACCAGCGCAUUCACACAGGAGAGAAAAAUGUCCCAAAUUUGUCCCAUGGCAAUUAAAAGCUCAAAUCAUAAAUUCCACCAGAAACAAAUAUGAACUGUAUUUAACAAUGGAUUUUACAGGUUCAGCAAAACUAUUCUUAUCCAGGGAUGAUGUGUAUAGAAUUCCAUGUUAUGUUUGUAUGUCUUGUAAGUUUGAAUAUUCCAGGACAUUCUUUGUGAGACAGAGCUCAGUUUUUAGGUUAGUUACUGUUGCGCAGUAAGGUUACAGGCUCAUUCACUCCCUCUGCUGGUGUUCUUGUUUGUCUGUGGUUCAGUCCAAUUAAAAAUCUGUUACUAUAGAGGGAUAUAGAGGGAUAUUUGGUUGUGUUGUAUUACUCAAGUUUUAUACUCUCUUAUCUUUUCCUUAUUGAAUAUUAAAUGUUGCUUAUGGUUUUUUUAAUCUCCAAAGUUACUAAGAAUAUCCAAAUAAUGUAGUUUCUUAAUUGUUUUUAUCCAGUACAAACUAUUAUCUUUGUAUUACUUCACCUCUAUAUUUACCCAUGUGUGUUUUAAUAAACGGCUUUUAUAUUGCA